UCUUCAAGUUCAAGACCAACGCAAUGGCAUUCCAAGCGAUCGUUAAUGGAGCAGAUUGUGGACCAUCCAAUCCACUUCAAAGUUUACUAAAACAUAUCGAAAGAGAUCCUAAAUCUAAUCAACUUGAUCAUUUCUCUCAACUUGAAUCUUCGACUUCUUCGGCUUCUUCUUCUUCUUUCUUAUCGAAUGAAAACCAAAGUAAUUUGAAAGAAACUCAAGAUUUCUUGAAUCCUACUUCUCACUUCAAUCCUCUUCAUCAUCAUCAACAACAUCAUCAUCAUCAUGAGAAUUUGUUGAAUCAUCCACACUUUUCGGGUUCUCAUAGAGAUUCUCAUCAAGAGUUUUUACCACAUCAUUUGAAUUCUACUACACAUUCGAUCAUCACACCAGAAGAAAUCAAUCGUAUGGAAAGAUCAUUCCAAGGACCACCAACCCGGAACGAAACUAGAUUUCCAAACGAACAACCAAAAGAAUGGACACAAGAGUUUUCAUCAUCUGCCAUCGAAACUGGUCAAGUGGAUCCAAUCUCUGAAAGUUCAAGUACUUAUCACCCUAGAUCUAACUUUGGAAUGGGUCCGAACCGGUUCAUGAAUCAGUUUAGUCAGCUAGGAGGUCUAGGAGGAGGUUUACAUGAUAUGAUGGGAUCUUCUUCUAUGAUCUUCAACUCUGGUUUACCCAUCACUCAAGCUCAAGCUCACGCUCAAAACCAAUCACAAUCACAGAGCAGCCAAUUGAUUGAAUUAUCAGAUGAGAAUUGGGAAGCCGAAUUUGCAAAAGUAGGGAUCUCGGACCGAUCUGAAACCAAAGCCGAUGAAAGCGUUGGGCAAACUGAACAAAAUAGAAGAGCAGUAGAUGAAGAAAGUUCAAGCAGAGAAGAAGAGUUAGAAUUAGAAGAAGCAGAUGAUGCAGCAUUUAUGAGAUCAUUAGAAACUACAUGGAAGAAUUUAAAUUUGACGGGUUCGAUUAAUGAAUCUGAACUUCAUGGAUGGUCAGAAGAAUUUGAAAAACUUAAUUCAGAGUAUCAUUCAUCAUCGAUUUUAAAUAGUGAGAACAUUGCCGAUUUUCUAAAAGAUCCCAAACCUUAUCCAUACCAAACUGAACAUAAUCCAUAUAAAGAUUUAGAAGAUCCAUUAGAAGAAGGUAAAAGAUUAAUUUCAAUGGGAGCACCGUUGAGUGAAGCUGCAUUAGCAUUCGAAGCAGCAUGUCAAUUGAAUCCGAAUCGAGGAGAAGCUUGGAGAAUGUUGGGAGAAACGAAUGCAGCGGAUGAAAAGGAGUUUUUAGCGAUCAAAGCCUUUGAAAAAGCCAUUGGAUGUGGAGGGAUCGAUGGUGAAGCUUCUUGGAUGGCUUUAGCGAUCGGAUGGGUGAAUGAAGGUUAUGAACUUAGAGCCUUAGCUACACUUGAAAGAUGGUUAGAACUUACUUAUCCUAAUGUGAUUCGAAAGAUGAAAUCCGAUUCGAUCCAUCAAACCCAUCAUAAUCCUUGGGAACGACAUUCUAGAGUCGUCGAUUUGUUUUUAGAAGCCGCUAGAGCUGGACCUAAACUUAGAGAAGGAGAAGCUAAAGAAUCGAUUCAAAGUCAACCAGUCGAUGCUGAAAUUCAAAUCGGAUUAGGAGUUUUGUUUUAUAGUAAUAAUGAUUUCUUAAGAGCUAAAGAUUGUUUUGAAUCAGCUUUGAAUGUGAAACCGAAUGAUUAUCUUUUAUGGAAUCGAUUAGGUGCUACUUUGGCAAACGGAGGUGAACCUGAAGAAGCCAUUGAAGCUUAUCGAAAAGCCUUGGAGAUCAGACCGAAUUUCACUAGAGCGAUUUAUAAUCUUGGAGUCUCUUGUAUGAAUAUUAAUUGUUUUAAAGAAGGAGCUGAACAUCUUUUAGCUGCGAUUUCGUUACAUCAGAAAUCAUGUGAUGUAGGGAAGAAUGGUCAAAUGAAGAUUGAUGGUGAUCAAAUCGGUUUGGAAAAUCAACCACAUGAUGUUUUACCUGAUGGUGAUGGUAGUCAAAACUUAUAUAGAACUUUACAGCGUGCAUUUAUUUGUUUAGAUCGUCAAGAUUUAGCUGAUCGAGUGAAGUUUGGAGUUGAUGUUGAGAUCUUUAAGAGUGAAGGAUUUGAAUUUUGAUUCAAAAGACAAGAAAAGAAGAGAGAAAUCAAUUGAAAGAAAAUGAAAAAAAAGAAAAGUUGAGAAGUAUACUUAUCUUUAUAGGGAAAAGAGGUAUAAGAUUGAUGGUUUUAUUAGGUUACUUUUCUCAAUGUUUUUUAAUGAGAAGAUCAAAAUCAACUUGGGUUCUUCUCUGUUUACAUGAUACGUAAAUUUGUCUUUUUGCAAGAAAAAAAUCCGGGUUUCUCUUUCCUUUCUCUCUUUCUCUCUUUCUUUCUUUCUCCUUUCUUUCUUUCUCCUUUCUUUCUUUCGUUUAAUGUUCAUUUAUUUUUUAAAAAUCAUUUUUACAUAUUAUUUACCAAAAACAAACAGAUUAUGAUGUAAGAAAGAUAAAGUGUUGUACUAAUGUUUAGGGGGUUACUUUUUUUUGUUUUUUAUCAAGUCUUUCUUUAUCUCUUAAUUAAAGAAAUUGUGGUAUGUGAUACAAUGUUUUAUUUCUCUGAUCUUUUUUAUUAGUAUCUUAUAGACUUUUUCAUGUUCAUUUUGAUUUGAUUCAGAUGUUGUUUUUUUCUUCUCUUUUUGAAUGAGUUUAAUUUGUAAUCUUUUUAUAAAAAAAAAUUGGUUUUUCUUUCAUUUUUGAUGAUGAAUUGAUUUGUACAAAUUUUAAUCAGU
Melampsora larici-populina 98AG31 is the source of this 2762-nucleotide messenger RNA. RefSeq lists its product as uncharacterized. Gene Ontology annotation, cellular component: cytosol; peroxisomal membrane. Bases 24 to 2111 code for a protein of 695 amino acids. Gene Ontology annotation, molecular function: protein binding. NCBI's taxonomy places the organism in Eukaryota, Fungi, Basidiomycota, Pucciniomycetes, Pucciniales, Melampsoraceae. The record is from RefSeq and is a predicted model, not a curated record. Gene Ontology annotation, biological process: protein import into peroxisome matrix, docking. The transcript is spliced from 3 exons.